Messenger RNA from Sphaerodactylus townsendi, 2812 nucleotides. It is a transcript of the gene SLC17A9, whose product is annotated as solute carrier family 17 member 9. Gene Ontology annotation, cellular component: membrane. Gene Ontology annotation, biological process: transmembrane transport. NCBI's taxonomy places the organism in Eukaryota, Metazoa, Chordata, Lepidosauria, Squamata, Sphaerodactylidae. The transcript is spliced from 13 exons. The record is from RefSeq and is a predicted model, not a curated record. Bases 294 to 1703 code for a protein of 469 amino acids. Gene Ontology annotation, molecular function: transmembrane transporter activity.
UUGCAAAAAGGGGGAAGCUCCCGUCCCAGGGCAAAGGACGAGCCGAGCGCGAUCCCGCGGCAGCUAAGCCGGCCUGGCGGAGUCGGUCAUUUGGGCCAGUUAAGGCUGGCCUCUCUCCGCCCCAUCAGCAUCCUUCAGAGAGAAGCAGUUGGGUCAAGUUCAGAGUGGGGCGUUUUGACCCGCUUCUCUCUCCUCCUCCGCUCUGCUCCCGUGGCGCUGCCAUCCUGGUGGGUUUAGGGUCGGAGGAGGAAGAGGAAGAGGGUCUGGGGUGGGGGUGGGUGUUGGCGAGCUGGAUGGCCUUGGGACUGCGGGAAGCCGGAGCGCAGGUCUUCGGAAGAGAUCUCCUAUCGCACCAGCAGCAGCAGCUGCAGCCCGCAAGAUGUGCCCAUCACUUGCACCACCACGAGAAAGGCGCAAGGAGAGACGGACCUGCGGAUGCUUUUUGGUCCAGGCCCGAGUCUCGGAUCUGGACGACGAUGUUGCUGCUUGGAACCUGCUUGCUGUACUGUGCGAGGGUCACCAUGCCCAUCUGCGUGGUGGCCAUGAGCGCUCGCUUUGACUGGGACAAGAAACAGUCCGGCCUAGUUCUCAGUAGCUUUUUCUGGGGCUACUGCUUGACCCAGAUCGUCGGAGGGCACCUGAGUGACCGGAUAGGUGGGGAGAAAGUCCUUCUCCUUUCUGCAUUCGCCUGGGGUUCCAUCACUGCCCUCACUCCAUUGGUCAUCUACCUCGGCUCCGCCCACCUCGUUCUUAUGACCCUCUCCCGGUUCCUCAUGGGGCUCUUGCAAGGGGUCUUCUUUCCUGCUCUGGCCAGCUUGUUUUCCCAGAAGGUGCGGGAAAGCGACAGAGCGUUCACCUAUAGCACAGUAGGAACAGGAUCUCAAGUCGGGACGCUGCUGAUGGGUGGAGCAGGGUCCGUCCUCUUGGAGUGGUACGGGUGGGAAAGCGUCUUCUACUUCUCAGGCCUACUCACGCUGCUGUGGGUCUAUUGCAUGUCCAAAUACCUCCUCAAUGAACAAGAAAUCAUCAUUCCGUUGGAAGACUUCGCCAGCAGCCUCUCUUUGUCGAAACAGUCCAAACUGCCUUGGAAACAGUUGUUCAAAAAGGCCCCUGUUUGGGCUGUAAUAGUAGCUCAGCUCUGUGCGGCUAGCACCUUCUUCACCCUGCUUUCCUGGCUGCCGACUUUCUUCAAGGAAACAUUCCCAGAUUCAAAAGGCUGGGUAUUUAAUGUAGUUCCUUGGCUGGUGGCAAUUCCAGCAAGUUUGCUGAGUGGAUUCCUUUCUGAUCAAUUCAUCAACCAAGGAUAUAAAACAAUCACCACUCGUAAGAUUAUGCAGGUGGUUGGCUCCGGCGUGUCGAGCAUCUUUGCCUUGUGCAUUGGCCAUUCCUCUAGUUUCUGCAGAGCGAUUGUGUUUGCAUCUGCUUGUAUCGGACUCCAGGGCUUCAACCACAGUGGCAUCGCAGUCAACGUCCAAGACCUGGCCCCCUCGUGUGCCGGCCUGUUAUUUGGUGUGGCCAACACUGGUGGCGCUUUGUUAGGUGUGAUCUGUGUGUACUUGGCUGGACAUCUGAUUGAGAGCACAGGUUCUUGGACAUCUGUUUUCCACCUUGUGGCCACGGUGAACAUCCUCGGACUUUGUACAUUCCUGAUCUUUGGAAAAGCUCAAAGAGUGGACACCGAUACUGCUUACACAGAUUUAUAAACACUUCUGUGGAUGGGAUUUCUGUGGAUGGGAUUAACGCCAUCUCAGGAUAACAUGAGCCUGGAAACACGGGCUUGUAUGAGACAGCGGCAGAAUUUUAAGUUGCACAUGGAGAUAAUGAUAUUGGCCAUGGAACGAAGGAAAGCCACACAUUGUUAGAUUGGUUGUGAGGUCAUCUUGUGGCCGAUUGGAUUUUUAACGUAACCUGAGAAAUGGCGUCAUCACCAAGUGGGACCGCUUCUGUUCUGUUCUACUGGAAUAGUAUUUACAGGUGAUUUACAGGUGAAAUCUCUCCCCACCCCCCAAUUGCUGCUGAUUGACACUCAUUGGUUGGCAGCAGGGACCACACAGAUACCCCAAACUGUUUUCUUCAAGAAAGUUUAACUUAUUUUCGGCAGCCUUCGUGGUGGUCCUCCAGGGUCGAUCCGAAGCUGAUGGCAACUGUAUAUUUUCCAAACGUACAAUCUUGGUUUUCUGGUUCAGAGGUCCCUAAACCGAGCAGUCUAAUAAACACUCAAACCCAGUGCCAAGUUUUCCCAGAAAGAACUACAAGAGCUUCCAGAGUUCCUUAAAGCAAUAAUUUCUCAUGUGACACAGGAGGCUGGCCAUUCAAAGCAAAACUACUUCUGUGGGGAAAUUUUCACAGACUGGACCGGUGGAUUGCUGCCACCAACACAGUGCCUUGACUUUGGGGGAAAUGCUGUCUUUCUCUCAUCGCUUGCUAACAUGUAAGGUUGUUAACCCACCAGCAUUUUACUAGUCUGAUUUGUAAGACUCUGUUUUGAAGAAAUGCCAGUUUCGGGUCUGAAAAGACAAGGGCAGAAGUGUAUCAAGGGAAAAUGGAGCCCAGGGCAAAAUCUGAGUGCCCCCCCCCCCCCGGCUCCAUUUUCCCUAGAUACAGGGGGAGGGAGAGAGAGAUUGAGUCGUCUGCCGAUCUCACAGAGGAACGCCAGGUUGGCAACGGCGGCCAGGUCUACUGCCCAAAAGCCAGCCAGGUGCCCAGGUCUACCAGCCAGGUGUGUAGGUCUACUGCCUGAAACCGGCGCCAGCACCCAGGUCUACAGAUUGUAAACCCCUUUGAGUCUCCUUACAGGAGAGAAAGGCAAUGU